AUGCGUUAUGUGUUCCGGGGGUAUGCAGACACCACUCGAGGCCCCAGACCAGGCGAGGAAGAUGGCAGGGAAUACAACUUCACCACCAAGGAAGCUUUCCUGAAGCUCGUUGACGAGGGAGGAUUCAUUGAGCAUGCUCAGUUCGGCGGAAACCAUUACGGAACCAGCAUUGCGGCCGUGAAACGUGUUGCGGACCAAGGGAGAAUAUGCGUCCUAGACAUUGAGAUGGAGGGUGUGAAACAAGUGAAACGGACCGAUCUCAAUGCCAGGUUCCUCUUCCUUGCUCCUCCGUCUAUCGAAGAGUUGGAAAGACGCCUGCGUGGUCGCGGUACUGAGUCAGAGGACAGUCUGCAAAAGCGACUGGCCCAGGCCCGAGUUGAGUUAGAAUACUCGAGGCAGCCUAAUGCACAUGACAAGAUUGUUGUUAACGAUGAGCUUGAGGCGGCAUAUGCCGAGCUUAGAGAUUGGGUGGUAGAUGGCGGGAAGUUUGGCUCGCAAUGA
Trichophyton benhamiae CBS 112371 is the source of this 501-nucleotide messenger RNA. RefSeq lists its product as uncharacterized. The transcript is spliced from 2 exons. NCBI's taxonomy places the organism in Eukaryota, Fungi, Ascomycota, Eurotiomycetes, Onygenales, Arthrodermataceae. Gene Ontology annotation, biological process: purine nucleotide metabolic process. The record is from RefSeq and is a predicted model, not a curated record. Gene Ontology annotation, molecular function: GMP kinase activity. Gene Ontology annotation, cellular component: cytosol. The coding region runs from base 1 to 501 and encodes 166 amino acids.